AUGCACGACUUCGCUCCGAACUCCUUCGCCGAGGACGAGGAGAACGAAGACGACGCGUGGACUCCCCUCCAGCUCGCAGCCUCGCAGGGCGACCUUCCCCUCGUGCAAUCCCUCAUUCCCACCUGCGACGUCAACGCCCCACCAAACGGUUUCUACGGCCGCAACGCCCUGCAGGCAGCCUCCGCGCACGGGCACCUCGCCGUCGUGCGCGCCCUCCUUGCCUCCAACGCUGACCCCAACGCGGCGGGCGGAAACAACGGUGGCCUCACGGCCGUGCAGGCGGCGUGCAGUGGCGGGUUCGCGGAGAUCGUGCACGUACUCGUCGCCGCCGGUGCACGCAUCGACGCGGGCCCCGCGCGCUACCGCGGGCGGUCGGCGAUCCAGGCUGCCGCGGAGGGCGGGCACGUCGCGCUGGUGCGCGAGCUGCUGGACCUGGGCCGCGUGGAUGUGAAUGGCCCGAUCGCGCGGUAUGCGGGGUGCUCGGCGCUGCAGGGCGCCGCUGCUGGACGGGAUACGCGGUAUCUGGAGCUCGUGCCGAUUCUGCUUGAUGCUGGUGCGGACGCAGAUGCCCCGCCAGCGCGGUAUAACGGCCGCACGGCUCUGCAGGCUGCAGCACAAUCGGGGUACCUCGAGAUGUUAGACCUGCUGCUACGACGUGGCGCUAAUGCCAACGCGCCCGGUGCGUACUACAACGGACGCACAGCGCUCGCUGCGGCGGCUGAAGCCGGGCACAAGACGGUAGUACGGAGGCUGCUCGAGAGUGGCGCAGACGUAUACGCUCUCUGCGGUAAUCCGCCACAGCGCAGGGCUCUGGAGCUUGCGGUCGCGGCUGACCAGUCGGAUGUCAUUCGUCUGCUGGAGUCGGCAGAAGGGUUAGGUUGCGAGGAACUGCUUGAGGAGCAGGACGAGUGA
Messenger RNA from Mycena citricolor, 912 nucleotides. NCBI's taxonomy places the organism in Eukaryota, Fungi, Basidiomycota, Agaricomycetes, Agaricales, Mycenaceae. The record is from the annotation of a GenBank genome assembly.